AUGCGCAUGGCUCAGACAUACGAAACGGCAAGUCACGUUAUUAUCCUCUCGGAAGAGCUUCUGAUGGGCAAUCUGCCAGCAUCGCCUUUGCAGGCCCUGUAUAUGAUUUUCUACAGCAAGUGGAUGACGAGACUCUGGACAUUACAAGAAGCAAUACUAGCCAGAAGGCUACUCUUCCGGUUUCGAGAUCAGCCAAUCACUUUCUCAACGCUAAGUGAUGCGAUAAUCGAGUCUCCGGAAGCGCCACUGGUUAACGAGCAUUCACUGUCACCUAUGGCGGGACUAAACAUGCUCACACAGAUGCGCCUUUUUGAGGGUGAAGAAUCAAACAGUCAAGGUACAAGAAGAACGCUUUCACUCGACGAUCUGCUAUGGGCCUUGCAGCCACGCAGUCACUUGCAUCCGAUUCUUGCCGCCCCCGAUAACAUGAAAAUGCAGGCUUUCUGGGCGUCCCCGGGUGAAAUUCCCGUGGGUGUACUCUGGGCCAGAGGAGCACGAAAUCUCCUCAACCCUUUGACAAGACAGUCUCUGCUGGGAGCACACGCCGAUGAAACCACGCCAGCAACAAUGACACCAGGAGGACUAGUCAUUUCGGGUGUUGCAGUAUUCCUAAUGGAGAAACUGCCUUUGGGUGACGGAAGUCUACCAGCGUUGGUGUUUGACUUUUAUUCCGUGGUCACAGACUUUAACAUAUUCAUACGAAUCCAUGUGGAGGAAGGAAUAUCGCCACGGGCCGAAAUUUGGGCAAGAGAUCAAUUUCUGCUGCUUGUGGAGGAGUUUGAGUACACCAAGGCUAUGAGAUGCGCUUGUGUGGCCCUCCCGUUGCAAUCCCUGGAGACUGUACGAGACAAGGAGCAGCUUGUUAAAACACGGUACCUCCUGAAUGCAGGAAUCGAGGUUAUGGAAGAGGGAAGCCUAUCAAGCGAGGACAGGUUGCGUCCAGCUGUAAAGAUUGCGCAGGUCUUCGAAUCGUCGCAAAGCUGGAUCAUGACGUGA
Molecule: messenger RNA, 996 nt
Organism: Cladophialophora bantiana CBS 173.52
Lineage: Eukaryota; Fungi; Ascomycota; Eurotiomycetes; Chaetothyriales; Herpotrichiellaceae
Exons: 3
Coding region: 1-996 (331 amino acids)
Source: RefSeq, a predicted model, not a curated record